AUGUAUAUUCGUUCAACUGGAGCUUGUCGGGUUGAAAUUAAUUUAAAAUUCUCAUACGAUGCAGUCAAAAUUCCAUCCAUCUCGGCCUAUGCGGACCGGAGGAAGGACGUUUUUGAGAUGAGUGAAUGGGUUGCCGCCAAGAUGAGAGCUGUCGGGAUCGACGUGAGACUCAAAAGUCUUGGUAAACAACAGAACACGGAGCUCGAGCUUCCGCCCUUGGUGUUAGGACGUUAUGGCAAAGACCCCGAAAAGCCGACAGUCCUUGUGUACUGCCAUUAUGACGUUCAACCUGCCUCCUUCGAAGACGGUUGGAAACACGAGCCAUUCGAAAUGACAGUCGAGGAAAGUGGCAGGCUCUGCGGCCGCGGCACAUCGGAUGACAAGGGCCCCCUGGUUGGGUGGAUCAACAUGAUAGAGGCUUUCCAGAAAGCUGAUUUGGAAGUGCCUGCAAAUUUGGUCUUCUGCUUCGAGGGAAUGGAGGAGACCGGGUCUUUCGGUCUCCGAGGGGCAUUGGAGGACGAGGCAGACAAGUACUUCUCCGACGUUGAUGUGGUCUGCAUCGCCGAUGUUGUUUGGGUCAGUAACGAGCAGAUCAGCAUCCCUCAGGGCUUAAGAGGCAUCAUUUUCUAUCUUGUGACGAUCACGGGCGCGAAGCAGGAUGCACACAGCGGCGGCUUUGGGGGUCAAAUUUCCGAGCCAAUGGUUGACAUGGUGAACAUUAUGUCGUCGUUGGUGGACUCGAAUGGGAAGAUUCUGAUACCUGGGAUAUAUGACAACGUUCAACCCGUCACGGAGAAGAAAUACGAGAGUUAUCAGAAGCUGAACAUAUCCGAAGAGUCCCUGUACGGUGGCACUGGGGGAAGGAGCCUUUACGACAACCAGGCUGACGCACUCAUUGCUCGAUGGAAGAAGCCGUCCCUGAGUCUACACCGGAUCGAGAAUGCUUUGCCCGGCGCUGGGGCAGUCACCUCGAUUCCCGCUAAAUUGGUGGGCAAGUUCAGCAUUCGAACUGUACCCUUCAUGAAGGCGGACGAAAUCGAUCAGAUUGUACGGAAGUACAUCCAAGAACGUUUCGAUGGGCUCGGAAGUCGGAAUGACAUUGAGAUUGAAGCUUAUCCUAGCGAUUGGUUCUAUGAGGAUGCUAGUCAUUGGAACUACCAAGCCGCUAUAAGAGCAACACAGAAUGUCUGGGGUAUCGAUCCAGCCAUCACGUGUGAGGGUGGCAGCAUCCCCAUCGCCCUUGACUUCAAGAAGAUCCUGAAGAAGAACGUGCUGCUGCUCCCUAUUGGCCGGCCUACAGAUGGGCACCAUAGUACCAACGAAAAGUUGGACAAGAUUAACUACAUCAACGCCAUCAAGCUUUAUGGGUCGUAUUUGCAAGAAGCGGGAACUCUGUGGCGUAAAAGCAACGGAAAAGUGUAG
Messenger RNA from Colletotrichum navitas, 1422 nucleotides. RefSeq names its product peptidase family M20/M25/M40. Lineage: Eukaryota; Fungi; Ascomycota; Sordariomycetes; Glomerellales; Glomerellaceae. Bases 1 to 1422 code for a protein of 473 amino acids. The transcript is spliced from 6 exons. The record is from RefSeq and is a predicted model, not a curated record. Gene Ontology annotation, biological process: proteolysis. Gene Ontology annotation, molecular function: peptidase activity.